Capronia epimyces CBS 606.96 is the source of this 2865-nucleotide messenger RNA. Its product is annotated as kinesin heavy chain. Gene Ontology annotation, molecular function: microtubule motor activity; ATP binding; microtubule binding. Bases 1 to 2865 code for a protein of 954 amino acids. The transcript has 4 exons. Lineage: Eukaryota; Fungi; Ascomycota; Eurotiomycetes; Chaetothyriales; Herpotrichiellaceae. Gene Ontology annotation, biological process: microtubule-based movement. The record is from RefSeq and is a predicted model, not a curated record.
AUGAAUCCCAGGUCCGCCGCGGGGGGUAGCGGAGGGGGCAACAACAUCAAAGUUGUUGCCCGUUUCCGACCUCAGAACAAGGUCGAAGUCGCAAAUGGAGGGCAACCGAUUGUGCAAUUUUCUGGGGAAGACACCUGCCAGGUCCAGUCCUCAGAAACCAAUGCUCCCUUUACCUUCGAUCGAGUGUUCGACAUGUCCUCCCAACAAUCCGAUAUAUUCGACUUUUCUAUCCGGUCUACCGUUGAAGAUGUCAUGAACGGUUACAAUGGAACCGUUUUCGCCUACGGUCAAACGGGUGCCGGAAAAUCGUAUACAAUGAUGGGUGAUAUGGACGACCCGCACAAGAAAGGUAUAAUCCCGCGCAUUACAGAGCAGAUCUUUGACUCCAUUCUCGUCCACGGGUCCGCUCAGGUUGAAUAUACGGUGGGAAUUUCGUAUCUGGAAAUUUACAUGGAGAGGAUACGAGAUCUUUUGAACCCCGUCAUGGACAAUUUACCUAUCAAUGAGGGACCCAAAGGACCCUAUGUCAAAGGACUGCGCGAGAUAUAUGUCAACACCGUGGACGAGGUGUACACGGCCAUGCAUCUGGGUCAGCGCUCAAGGGUGACAGCCUCGACGAACAUGAACCUCGAGUCGUCGAGAUCACACUCCAUCUUCCUCGUCACAAUCAAUCAGAAAGACGUCAACACGGGGUCCCAAAAGAGUGGUAUGCUGUACCUCGUGGAUCUGGCAGGUUCGGAAAAGGUGGGUAAGACGGGCGCCAGUGGGCAGACGCUUGAAGAGGCGAAGAAAAUCAACAAGAGUUUAAGCGCGCUCGGAAUGGUUAUCAAUGCUUUGACGGACGGCAAAUCCACCCACGUGCCCUAUCGAGACUCCAAAUUGACGAGGAUCCUGCAAGAAAGUUUGGGUGGUAACUCGCGUACAACCCUGAUCAUAAAUUGCUCCCCGAGCAGCUACAACGACGCGGAAACUGUGAGUACGUUAAGGUUCGGGAUGAGAGCGAAGACAAUCAGGAACAAGGCCAAGAUCAAUGCGGAACUCAGUCCAGCGGAAUUGAAACGUCAGCUCAAGAUGGCCCAGAGCCAGGCCAUUUCCUUCGAGAAGUACAUUGCUUCGCUGGACUCGGAAUUGCAGCUUUGGAGAAAGGGAGAGACGGUCCCGAAAGAUAGAUGGGUACCGUCCCUCGGCGGCACAGGCUCGAAAGCGGAUGCAAAGACAAGACCAGACACGCCUUCUCGAGCACCCGCCGAUCUUCUCCGGUCAGAAACACCCAGCCGACCUGAUUCUCGAAUGGGCGACCGAUCAAGCACUCCGAGCAUCAUCCUGGACAAGGACGAACGGGAGGAAUUCUUGAAACGGGAAAACGAAUUGCAGGAUCAACUCACGGAAAAGGAGACUCAAGCAGCCAAUGCGGAAAGGAGUCUGCAAGAAGUACGCGAAGAAUUGAAGUCAUAUAAGGAGGGGGCCAUGCGGACGACCAAAGAAAACGAAGGACUGGCCGAUAAACUGAAUAAAACCCAACUGGAAUUGCAGAAGCUCUCGUACCAGAACAAAGAGGACGCCAUCACGAUGGAAGCCUUGAAAGACGCCAACUCGGAACUCGAGACGGAGCUGAUCUCGGUCAAGCAGCAACUUCUGGAGCUCAAGAUGAGUGCCAAAGAGACGACGGCGGCGCUGGACGAGAAGGACCGCAAGAAGAAGGAAAAGAUGGCCAAGAUGAUGGCCGGCUUCGACCUGGGGGACAAUGCCUUCUCGGAGAACGAGGCUCGCAUGCGGGAUAUGCUUGAUCAGGUGGAUGCUCUGCACGCCGCAAGCAUGAACGGAGAAAGCGUGCCAACUCAUGUCUUGGACGAUCUGAGGACGAAGUUGGUCGAGUCUCAGAACCUCGUCCGGCACGCUGAGCAGUCAUUGAGUGCGCGUGCCGAGAACGAAAACGAAGAACGGAUGCUCGCGCUCGAGGACAGGCUCGCUGCCGUGCAGCAAGAAUACGAAGAUCUGUUAACCCGCAAUCUAGGUCCGGAGGACGUGGAAGAUGUCAAGGCGAGACUGGAGCAGUUGUAUUCUGACCGCAGUGAAACCCAGGCCGAACUGGUCCAUGACUUGAGGGAUCAAUUGACACAGAAGUCCCAGGAGAUGGACAAGCUCCAGAAAUCCCUGGCCGAAGUACAGUCUCAGGGAGUGGCGCACCGACCCGGCGUCAACGGAGUGACGGGCAAAACUCUCCAACAACAAAUCACCGACUUUGAUUUGAUGAAGAAGAAUCUGAUGCGGGACCUGCAAGAUCGAUGUGAACGUGUGGUGGAGCUGGAGAUCUCACUGGACGAAACGCGCGAGCAGUACAACAAUGUGCUCCGGUCGAGCAACAACCGGCAGCAACAGAAGAAGAUGGCGUUCUUGGAGCGCAACCUCGAACAACUCACCGUGGUGCAGAGGCAGCUUGUGGACCAGAACACAAGCCUUAAGAAGGAAGUCGCCAUCGCGGAGCGGAAGCUGAUUGCCCGGAACGAGCGCAUUCUGAGUCUGGAGAGUUUGUUGAGUGACAGCCAGGAGAAAUUGACGGCUGCCAAUCACAGAUUCGAAGCACAACUCGCCGCCGUCAAGGAGCGACUCGAGGCGGCCAAGCUGUCCUCCAGAAACAUGGCCCCUGCCGGGCCUGGAGUUGGGGCCGGCGGAGGAUUCAAUAGUCUCAUGAGCGCCGGCGCCCGAAUAGCCAAACCACUGCGUGGCGGCGGCGGAGCGGCAUCCCACCUCGACGGUGCCAACGGCAGCCCAUCGCUCCCGAUCAUCUCCAACCUGGCCGGAACGGGGCCGGGAUCCGACGCCGGCAAUAAACGAAGUAGUUGGUUUUUCAACACGAAUCGGUGA